Molecule: messenger RNA, 651 nt
Organism: Vicia faba (fava bean)
Lineage: Eukaryota; Viridiplantae; Streptophyta; Magnoliopsida; Fabales; Fabaceae
Source: the annotation of a GenBank genome assembly
AUGCCUCCUCCUAUUUUGACUGAGGAAGAAAUAGACGUUGCCCGUCAAAGUCAGGAACAUGCUUAUCGCUUUGUACAAACAUAUUGGGAGUCAACUGGCUAUGACCCUAAUCUAGCUCCCUUGAACGAUCAGGGUCUUACUACUUGCUUGUCUGUCCCGGUGUCUCCGACAUCUAUCGUUGAUUCCACUUCUGUUAUGGAGGCUCGUAUUCCUAUUGUGAUGACUGCACCUGAGGGUUUAUCUACGACUCACAGGAGGAACCUUUUUUCAUAUGCUUCCCGUCCUUUAUUUAGGGUCGGGUCCCUUGUCUCCAUUGUAGCUACUGGCCAAGACGUUGUUCUGGGCUCUGGUGAGCUUUCAAGGGAACAAGAUAAGUUGAGGGAGCAGUGUGAAGUCCUUGAGCGGAAAAAUUCUAAUACUGAGAAGGAAUUGAGCGCUGUGCCAUUUAAUUUCACUGUUUAUUCAUGUAGUGAAAAAGACAAUUAUACUAACAAUUUGAUUAGAAGAGGUUAUAAACAUUCCAAAAAUGCAAAGAAAAUUUUAUCCAGAACUGUGUCGGUGCCUGAACGGAGAUUGAUCGGAGAGCCACCACGUCCACCAUUGUUGUCGUCGUGUUCUUCAUGUGUUCUUGAGUUUUUUUGUUCAAUAUAG